AUGGGAGGACAACGAGGCCCCAGCAGCGGCAGCAGCAGUAGCCUAUCAGAGCUGCGGAACGUCGCCUUCUCGAGCCGCUCGCUCUCGGCCCUGCCCCCGUCCACCGCCGUCAUCGCCCCGGGCCUGAAGAGGUACCCCCAGGAGGGGGCGCUCUCCUCGUCCCUGCCGGCCUCCUCCGGCUCAGCUGAGGCUCUGCUGUCCAGCCUGUCGGCAUCGGGCCUGAGCGCGGAGGCCCUGCUCUCCCCCGCCUUCCGCCAGCGGCUGCUCAGAGAGACGCGCCCCUCCCCGGCCCCGCCGCCCGGCGGGCGCGCGACAAACGCCGCCGCGACCGCCUCCUCGCCCACCUCCACCAGCCCCUCCUCCUCCUCUUCGCCGUCCUCGCCCACGCAGCUGACCCCGCUAACCCUGUCCUCGCUGGGCCUCAAGCCCUCCGGCCGCGGCCUCCAAUACUGCAGCCUCAACAGCUUCAAGGAGCACGGCGGCAAGAGCUGCCCAAACCCGGCUCCCAGUGAGCAGAGAGGAUCAUGGGACAUCAAAACUUCAGAAUGAAGCCCAAAAAAUAUACAUGAAAAAACACAGGACAUGUGACAGCCCUGCCCAGUCCAACACAGAAGGGACCAUCGGCAAAGCAUUGGACGAUCCCUCCAGAUCUUUUCCCUCUUGUGUAUUUUUGUCUUUUUGGGUGCUGUUUUUCUUGGUUUCACUCUCUUUAUGAUUCAGACUUUCCAGUGAAGGGGCAAUUUAACCGCUGAACUCCGCGAGCCUGCUGGAAGAGUCACAUUCCCAGGACAGUCCCCCUCAGUCUGGUCCCCUGUGAGAGUUACUCACAACAGUCAUAAGCUAACCUGCAGGCGUGUGCCCUCUCCACUGCCAACUGCUCACAAAUCCUCAGGCCUGCCGCUUCUGUAUUUCGGUUCUGUGCGCGGUCCAGUCGGUUGAACCGCGUGCUAUAAGCCGGUCGGCCGUUCCCUCCUUUAGCCGUACCGCUGGUUCCUCACCAUGGCAACUGUAGGUUCGGAAUGUCACUGCCAGCUGCCCUUAGAGGUAUGGAUAUGCAGAAUAAAUCCGACAUAAAAUCCUUUGUGGAAAAUACCCAGCCCAUUCACCUUAGCCAAAUUUCAUACAGUACAAUGCAAUCUAGCUUCUAUCUCUUCAAGAUACUAUUUUCUACUUGCGAGGAAUAUUUUAAAAAAAUAGUUGCAAUAAUCAGAUUCAGUGAUUGUGCUAUGAGAUUCAUAUCAUUUUUUCUACUGCAAAAACGUGAACCAACAAGAGAGGACAGUUUUACAUUUUUUUCAACAUUAAUCAAUUCUUCAUGGUCUGUUGAAAAACUGGUGCUAGUCAACAUUUCUCUCAGAACUGUGCUGCUCAGCAAAAGUGGUAAUGGUCUGGGUAACUCAAUUACCGUCCAGAUGAACGAAAGGUAUGCAAAUAAUGAAGAACGAGUAGGAGUUAGGACAAUGGAAUGAGGACUUAAAGGGACAGUAGUCCUAUUCUGUUGCUUUUUUGAGAUGUUUGAGAAUGUUACAGAAAAUAACCAAUGCAUACGUUUAAAGGUAAAUGGAUAUACAAAUACUAGGUAAAUAAGCUUGCUGUUGUUUAAUUAUGAUGUGGAUAAAAGAUUGAUUAUGAUGUGGAUAUAAGACAGUAAAACUAUAGAGUGUAGAGUGAAACUAUUAGACAAUCAGUGUUUUUGGGACCAGUGGGGCAGGAGUGGCAUUUGGACCGUCUGGCAGGUAGUGAUAUCUGUCCAUGGUACACACGCAGUCACACCCAAGCCCAUAAUUUUAUCCCCCUACCACCAGGUCAUUGACAGUCUAUGAUACCGAUUUUAUUAUGUGAGAAACUGGAAAAUGCAGGUUCUUGGUGCAUCCGCAGUAUGCAGAAUCAUAUUUCAGAGAAGACAUAAAUGUGAUGCUUUCUUGUUUGCUGCAAUCUGCCUCUGUAAACAUGAACUCACAGUUGCUUUCCCUUACUUUUUCAAAGGUAGGAGGUCAUAGGAGAUUAGAGAGAGAGAGGGAGAGGGAGGGGGACAUGACUAGAGUAAAUAGGGCUGAAACUGCAGCCUUGGCUGGUGUGUUGCUGGUAGGUGCAUUAUUUUGUGGUUCUGCCAGUGUAAUGCAGUGAAAGGAGGAUCUCUGCGACUAUCGAUGUUUCUCAAACUCUUCUCACCACGAGACCAGUCCUUCCUUGACACUGUAGACAAUUUUCACUGCAGACAAGAAAACUGGACCUCUGGUUUUAAAGUGGAUGCUUUUUCUUGACGAGCUAGGUCGGUGUUUACUGUGGGAAAUGGAAGUUUGUGACCACAAUGGAAAAAAUAUUGCUCCUGUUGUGUCAAGGCACAAGCAACACGUCGUUACUAAUUUUCGCCUUCAUGUUUGACUGGGUUGUUCAUUCUCUGUUGUGUGUUUGCAGAAUUGAUUAACUGUGGCGCGAAACGAAACACGAAAGCUGAUAGGAGGGGCAGUAUCGCCCGAGAUGUCCUGGAAAUGAUUUGGCAUGCCGUGCGAAGCAUUUCAAAACAAUUUACACGGCAACACUGGUGCUGUUAAGAGCAAUUUUUUUUUUCGCUGUACGAGGCUAUUAGGUACAGUGUGUCGUCCGAACAAUCGGGAAGAAAGGCGGGGGUUUUUUUUUUGUGAGAAAGCUAUUGUAACAGGGAUGGCUCAUUUCUUUCAAUAGCAAAUACCUACCAUUAAUAACGAGAACGAGCGACACAUACAGAACUUCUCUUGCCUCUUUCCUAUUAUGAUUUAAAUAUGCAUGCGGCUGCUGUAGGUGGAGCGUCGUCUGAGUAAUGGCCGCUCGUGCUUCUCCAGUUCGGUGAUUGGCCCUGACUUCGACCGCACGUCCGCGACUCGCUCGGAGGGCGUGCGACGGUGCCUGUCUCUCACGCUUUUCGGAGAUCUCACCGCAGCUGCCGCCGGGCGACUGUCCGUCUCCCCGUUGCUCCGACCCGCAGCUUCGUUCCGAAACGGCGACGCGUGAAUGUGUCACAGUGAUAGGUGUCAGCGGGGGCCUGUAUUGAUGUGGGAAGAUGGAGUGGCUUUGGCGUGCGUCUGCGUGAUAAGCUGUACGGACGUGGCUCCCCAGAGAAGGGAGUAGCAUCGGCCCGCCCUCUGUGUCCGUCUGUCUCGGACCGGCUGAGCCCUGUUAGAAUGUCAUGGUGAAAUAUCAGCGGUUGCCCCUGCCCCGCCCCCCCCACCGCCCCACCCGCUGUAAAUGGCUUGAAGCUGGCUUGUGUGAACUGCCCCAACAGGGGGUAGGUCUAUGGUGUUGGGGGGGGGGGGGGGGGUGCAUUUGUUUUGACUGACAGUCGCACAAAGGAUGGGAAAGUCUAGAGCGCUGCAACUCUCAGCUUUCAGGGAUCAAAAAGAACGGGUGGACGACCGAGUCGUUCCGCGGAAGAAACAAAACUGCGCUGGAGAUCUCACUGUUUCACAGCCUGAAUCCCGUCGUGGCUCCUGUGGACCCAAUACAGUGAGCGCACGCUCGCCACUCUUCCUGUCCUGUCCCCUCUUUUAUGCAAGUUCAGGGCUCGCUUCACAGAAUGCUCAGCUAAUGCCGAUGCCGGACGCUGGCUGAAGCUGGUAGAGCUCCACCUAGGGUUCUCUUAGUGUAAUGACACGAAAGAGAUCCACUGAUUUAUGCAGCACCGCACACACACACGCAUAACGCGAACCGCUCAAUUCAACACCCUGCGAGAAAGACUAAUUCAGCUCUGCAGCCAUCUGGGAGCAGCUACAAGUCCACAGAUACCUUAGACUUUUCUUGCAUUAAUGGAGGGAGAAGUUUUCAAUACUGUAGACAUAGAAAACUAGAGGGGGAGCAAAAGAACCGGAACCAAGCCUUCAGUUUGGCCUGUGUGUUCCCUCUCCAAUCAAGCACAUAUAGAUAAUUUAAUACAAAGAGUUGAUACAAAAAAAAAACAACUAAAAGAAGUAUAUAGAAUUAUAAAUAUAUCUUUAGUGAGAUGUUUGUGUAUGAAAUUAAUAUAUAGUGUGAAGAAAUGUGUGCUAUAUAGGUUAAAUAUUAUACAAUGUCAAAUGAGAUCCUCAUCUGUUUGUUUUUUUAUACACAAUACGUAUGCUUUUUUGUACAGUUUUUUUAUUCUUGAAAAGGUACACCAUUUUAGCAAAUAAUUUUACUCGCAAAUGAGACAUUUUUAUUGAAUCAGCUAACAUUUUUAUAUUUAGUUGGAAAUAUAUAAUAAGUGCAUAUGUAAUAUAUAAACAGUUGUGUCUAUAGUAUAUUUUUUUUUUUUUUCGAAGUAUGGGUUGAUUUGAAGUGCUUUGUUUGUUUCAGUUGGUUUGUUCUAGAAUUUCUGUGGACUCAUUGUCAUCGAGCAAUGUGAUUUCACAGAAGUCUCCGAAAGUGCUACUUUGUGUCUUCUGCUUUUGUUGUGCCAGUGUUGUCUUUCAUUUUAAAACAAGAGGCGAGGAUAUGGCGGUGUGGUUUCGGAAAAGGGGUUUUAAAAGCACGGGGCUCAGAGUCCCUGUGUCUUUACCCAGCCUGCCUAUGCUUUAUGAGAGAGGCAAGGCCAACUGCAAUAACAAGCAAAAACUGAAGCAACACAUGUAAUAAUGGCUGUGAGGAACAGUGUAACAGAGGGCAGCGAACAGUUAAUGAGUGUUUCUGAGGCGCGGGUAUCAGGGAAAUAAUGGUCCCUGAACACUGAAUGAGGAAGCUGACCGGUGAACCCCAAAAAAAAUACUCCCCAGUGUAUUCUCAUGACCUUCCUGCGAUGUUCUUUCAACCUGAUGACAUCGCAGUGAUGUCAUGCGAACAAGCGUCUUAUGAGACCUGGAGCGUCAGAUGCACGGAGGCCCACAUCACUGUUCUGUGUGUCUGUCUCUCUCCUUUUUCUGCACUGCCAUUCCCAACCUGCACAAUGUACACUUAGCACAGAGGCCCCUGCUGCUUCCAGCAAACAACCUUAGAUUUAAAUUUUGAUUUCAAGACCUUUUCUCUGCUGUAAGUACUGGAUAAUUGUAAAAAAAAAUAAUAAUUGGCCUCUUCAAGCUUCUAAUAAUUUUUCUCCAUCGGCUUUUGUUCCUUUUCCCAUGCCCCACUUUUAUCUCUCCCACUGCUUUCGCACAAAAUGGACUCUGCUUUUAUAGUUCUUGUCCAUUACAACAGGACACAACAAUAUAGCCUCUAAAAUUCCUUCAUAAGCUGUUUGUGUGAGAUAUAGGCAGAUGUCUCAUUGUUAUUCUUGAGUGAGAGUACAACAUGUGAAACUUGAGCACUUUGGCCGAGGCUGUUUUCUGCACCGAUUGUUGUGAACCGGGUGUAGUUUGGGUCCCCCAGAUUCUGGCCAUCAGCUUUUUGACACUGUUCCACGCACUGGUCAGAAGUCCAGUUCGCAGACCAGGAGCUCCUCUAGGGGACACAGCCACAGCAAACCAUUCCUCUGGCCAAACAAUAACAGAGGUAUUGUUUUCAGCUCUACAAAAACUGAUGCGCUUUAUACUGAUGGGCAGCGUGGGCCAUUGGAGGAGGGGUGUUCCCCUUUACCGAUGAGUUCACCCCGAAUGACCCUGAGCACACGGGGGGCACAACUGAGAGCACAUUUUACACCCCUCUCCCAAUCACUCCCUGUCCAAGGGCAACUGAUGGAAUAAGCUGUCUUUGGCAGAGUUAUUAUUUCAAAUUUUUAUUUUUAAAAUGAAACAAGAAAUAUAUAUAUAUAUAUUAUAUCUAUAUAUGUAUACACAUAUUUUUCAUGACGUCUAUGGUUAAUUUGAAGGUUUCUACAUGAAUGUGUGGGUGUUCAAGCUCAUGGCAUCAAAAGAGAAAUAAAUUUGUAUAUAGACUGAAUCGUCCUAGAGAGGGAAUCUACAGUUUGAUGUCCAGAUUUUUUUUUAAACAAACCGAAAGGAAAAAAAGUCUCAAAUAAUGCAUGUAUAUUCCAAGCAAUUGCACGGUGCAGUCAAAAAAAAAGUCUACAGUAUGUUUUUUUAAAUAAAUGUAAGUUCAAAAAGAUCAAAUACUGUAGAGAGAAAUAAUCUUUUUUAAUUAUACCAUGUGUUUGUGGAUCAGGCAUGAUGAGUUUUAUUGUGGUCUGUAAUAUUAAGAAAAAGAGUGGUGGAUUCAAUAAAGAUGAGACCAAGAAGGUUUGAGACCUUUACCAUCAACCAACCGACUGUGUUUUUCUGAGUGAUGCUUCCAUUUGUAGACUAGUGAUUUUAUGAACAACAAAAAAUACAAAAAUAAAACUAUGAAAACUAACUAACUAAUCAGUGUGGAUGCCAUGAUAUUCUGUGAGAAAUGUGCUUCUUUUGUGAGAAAACUGAAGACAGAGACUGUGUCUUUUGUACAUAAUUGCUGUGUUUGUGUGACUAAUUGCGGCUCUCUUGUACAGUCAAGUCAUGGGUUCUUAAUUGUGAACAAGCACAGUGUCCAUUUGUCCAUUUCACUGCUGUGCAGACAGAUGCACGGCUCGUCCAAUCACAGUGAUGUAUCUUGGUACAUUCCAUAUCAGCACCAUGUUGCUGAAACCAUUCAUCCAGAAAUCGUAAGGGAAACUAACAAUUUCCCAUUUAGCCAUUUUCACUUCAAAGAUGACUGUAAAGACCUUAAUAAAAAUAUAUCUGUAAACAGC
Anguilla rostrata (American eel) is the source of this 6607-nucleotide messenger RNA. RefSeq lists its product as uncharacterized. NCBI's taxonomy places the organism in Eukaryota, Metazoa, Chordata, Actinopteri, Anguilliformes, Anguillidae. Bases 1 to 549 code for a protein of 182 amino acids. The record is from RefSeq and is a predicted model, not a curated record. The transcript has 2 exons.